CUACUACUUCCUCGCGACUCCUUCUCCGCGUAGCAGUAUGCAAAUGAAAGAAAAGACUGGGUUGCCGCCUCCUGCUGUUCUCGCACGUCACGACUGCGUCAAAGACUCCUUUUGUGUAGGACAUAAUAUAUAGCGACUAAAAAAAUUAUUCGACGCGUAAUACAAAUGCAUGAAACGCAUUGAUCCGCAAGCACAUUUUUGAAGUUUCUUUUUUUUUCCUCCUGAGUACGAUUCUGAUAGGUCGCUAAAUGAUUGGCUACUUUUAAGGCCGUUGGUGUCACAUGUGUUGAAGCCACGCCCCUUGUUUCCUACCCAAGCAGUCCGUAGAGGGACGUGAACCGUAACUAGAAACGUUGGUUAUUCCUUCGCGUACGCGGAGGUUUACUGCCCGUUUAGUUACCUCAGACCGGGACGACCAUCCUUCCGAGCUCAUGAAGACUCUUUCCGCAGAGAGUACUCGGUCAUCUCGUUUUUAAACUCGUUUUCUUUUUCUUCCUUUUAAUUUUUAAAUCGAACGCGACUAGCUCGUUGAGAGCCGUCCACCGCGGCUGCGAAGCGGCAACUGAGUGACUGUGUGUGUGUGUGUGUCUGACGGAGAAACUCCAGACCCGGGGGAGAGGCACUAGCUCAACUGAGCCGCCCGUUUUCGAGUCAGUGACCAUGGGGAGCGGGACACCCUCCUUCCUGGGGCUCCUGUGUGCGCUGCUCACCCUGCGUCCCGGCUCCGGCUUCUACCUUCCGGGUUUGGCGCCUGUGAGCUUCUGUCCGGCGGGCUCGUCAAGCAGUGACUGUCAGGUUAACAUCCAGCUGUUUGUGAACCGCCUGGACUCUAUCGAGUCUGUGCUGCCUUAUGAGUAUGACUUCUUUGACUUCUGCAAGGAUGAUCAAGAGAAGAGGCCUUCAGAGAACCUUGGGCAGGUGCUCUUCGGUGAGAGAAUCGAGACGUCGCCUUACAAGUUCUCUUUCAUGAAAACUGAGACUUGUGCAAAGGUUUGCACGAAAUCCUAUGAUGUCAGCAAGCAAGAAGAAAGGACAAAGCUGGAGUUCCUUAAGAAAGGAAUGCAACUAAACUACCAGCACCACUGGAUUGUGGACAACAUGCCCGUUACCUGGUGCUACACCGUAGAAGACAAUCAGAAGUACUGCAACCCCGGCUUCCCCAUUGGCUGUUAUGUGGAUGGCAACGGUCACCCGAAAGACGCUUGUGUAAUCAAUGCCCAGUUCAAUGAGAAGAACACCUUUUAUGUUUUCAACCACGUUGACAUCACCAUCACUUAUCACAGCGGAGAAGGUGAGGGCUGGACUGGGGCCCGGCUAGUGGCAGCCACCCUGGAGCCCAGGAGCUACAAACACGAAGAUGAAAACAAGCCAGUGUGUGAGGGAGAACCCAUGAGCAUUCCAGGGAUCACCAACAGCAACGUGAAAAUCACCUACUCCUACUCUGUUACCUUCACGAAAAACAACAACAUCAAGUGGGCCUCCAGGUGGGACUACAUCCUUGUGUCCAUGCCCCACACCAAUAUCCAGUGGUUCAGCAUCAUGAACUCCCUGGUCAUUGUGCUGUUCCUGUCUGGGAUGGUGGCCAUGAUCAUGCUGAGGACUCUACAUAAGGACAUUGCGCGGUACAACCAGGUGGACCAGGCAGACUUGCUAAAGGUACCUCCAUCAACUGCGAACCCUUCCAUUUGCUAUGAGGAAGCACAGGAGGAGUCUGGCUGGAAGCAGGUACAUGGGGAUGUGUUCCGACCACCCAGGAACGGGAUGGUUCUCUCUGUAUUCCUCGGGCAGGGCGCUCAGAUCUUCAUCAUGACCUUCAUCACUCUCUUUUUGGCCUGCUUAGGUUUCCUGUCUCCUGCCAAUCGAGGAGCUCUGAUGACAUGUGCCGUGGUUUUGUGGGUUCUGCUGGGCACCCCGGCAGGUUAUGUGUCAGCACGAAUGUAUAAAACUUUUGGUGGAGAAAAAUGGAAGACCAAUGUUCUACUGACAGCACUGUUAUGCCCAGGCAUCAUAUUUGCCGAUUUCUUUGUCAUGAACCUGAUCCUGUGGGUGGAGGGCUCCUCGGCAGCAAUCCCUUUUGGUACGCUGGUGGCGGUGCUGGCCCUGUGGUUCGGCAUCUCUGUGCCCCUCACCUUUGUGGGAGCUUACUUCGGCUUCAAGAAGCAGGCCAUAGAGCACCCAGUGCGGACCAAUCAAAUUCCUCGCCAGAUUCCUGAACAGUCAUUCUUCACCAAGCCCCUGCCUGGGAUCAUCAUGGGUGGCAUCCUGCCCUUUGGGUGCAUUUUCAUCCAGCUGUUCUUCAUUCUCAACAGUAUCUGGUCCCACCAGAUGUACUACAUGUUUGGGUUCCUGUUCCUGGUAUUUAUCAUCUUGGUCAUCACCUGCUCUGAGGCUACGGUGCUGCUCUGCUACUUCCACCUGUGUGCUGAGGACUACCACUGGUGGUGGAGGUCCUUCCUCACCAGCAGCUUCACAGCAUUUUACCUGCUGGUCUAUGCCGUGCACUACUUCUUCUCCAAGCUUCAGAUCAUUGGUGCAGCUAGCACCAUCCUUUACUUUGGCUACACCAUGAUCAUGGUGCUCAUCUUCUUCCUCUUCACAGGCACCAUCGGCUUCUUUGCCUGCUUCUGGUUCGUCAGCAAGAUCUACAGUGUGGUCAAGGUGGACUAGCCUCGGGGGACUGCAUUGCUGCGCCUUCCCCCCGCCCGCAGUUUUUCCCAGGGACGGACGACUCGGCCGGAGGAAGGCUCCGCGGGGCUGCGGGGGGCCCUUUUACCUUUCCGACGCCAGGUUUGGGAAGCCGAUGGCAAAACUGUGACCGCUAGCACUCCCCCCCCCCCCCUUCUUUAAAAACACCAUGUACAAGAGCAGAGCACGGAAAGGUGGGACCCGCAUGUAUUUUUACGUGUGGAAAAGGAAAACUUCUCAUUAUGUUUUGUUGCUGUUAAUAUAAUUGUUGCUGUUUUUUGCAGUUACUGUUACUGUUUGAUUUGUGAUAAUUUGACUUGUACAAAAGAUGGCGGGUUUGAGCUGUGUGUGCACGCGUGUGUGUGUGCGCGCGUGUGUGUGUGCGCGCGCGUGUGUGUGUGUGUGUACACUCCAAAGAUUUCUCUGCUUUUUUCAGGCAGCCGUGUGGGGAUGGGGUCGAGUUCGAGGUUACGGAACUCUGUAAUCACUAAGCAUCUUACGUUGAAGGACUUCUGUGGGUUUUUUGUGCAUUGAAGGGUUUUCAAGAUAUGUAUAGAAUUCUUGCUUUAUGUUCUUGAAAAUUCCUGAGUCCUUUUGUAAUUAAUUUAUGCAUAUGCUUUACUGUAGACUUUAUCCCUCCAAAAUUUUAUAGCUCUUCACAUAUGAAGACACUCCGUUCUUCUCUUAAAAUUGUCUUCAAAAAUGGCUUUAUUUUGUCAUUUUCUGCUUGUCAUUUUCACUUAACUCUGCUAAAAUAUUGGUUAAUAUGAAGAGUAAUAAACGGCACACUUGAUUAAGAGGCACGUCCUUUUGAUGGAGUGUUUAAAUAUUGGAAUUGACC
Messenger RNA from Scleropages formosus (Asian bonytongue), 3526 nucleotides. It is a transcript of the gene tm9sf5, whose product is annotated as transmembrane 9 superfamily protein member 5. The record is from RefSeq and is a predicted model, not a curated record. Lineage: Eukaryota; Metazoa; Chordata; Actinopteri; Osteoglossiformes; Osteoglossidae. The coding region runs from base 661 to 2667 and encodes 668 amino acids. Gene Ontology annotation, biological process: protein localization to membrane. Gene Ontology annotation, cellular component: membrane. The transcript has 18 exons.